Molecule: messenger RNA, 2476 nt
Organism: Hyla sarda
Lineage: Eukaryota; Metazoa; Chordata; Amphibia; Anura; Hylidae
Gene: ARHGAP8
Product: Rho GTPase activating protein 8
Exons: 16
Coding region: 819-2099 (426 amino acids)
Biological process (GO): small GTPase-mediated signal transduction; negative regulation of endocytic recycling
Cellular component (GO): cytoplasm
Molecular function (GO): GTPase activator activity
Source: RefSeq, a predicted model, not a curated record
CACAACUUAUAUACACAGGGGAUAAUAUAUAAAGGGGCACAGGGAACAUGUAGAGACUCUGCCUGACAGGUCAGGAGAAGUACAAGGAAACACCAUCCCGUACUGGGUUACCUCAUAUUAAAUUCACAGACAAGGAAGUGUAAACUCCUAAACCCACAAAACACAAAGUGUAUACUCCUAAAUUUACAAUACAGGAAGCGGAAUUCACAAUACAGGAUGUAGAAACUCCUAGAUUCUCCAAACAGGAAGUGGAAACUCCUAGAUUCUCCAAACAGGAAGUGGAAACUCCUAGAUUCUCCAAACAGGAAGUGGAAACUCCUAGAUUCUCCAAACAGGAAGUGGAACCUCCUAGAUUCUCCAAACAGGAAGUGGAAACUCCUAGAUUCUCCAAACAGGAAGUGGAAACUCCUAGAUUCUCCAAACAGGAAGUGGAAACUACUAUAUUCACAAAACAGGAUUCACAAUAGCAGAGGGGAAAAAAUUGGGCAACCAAGAUUGGCCGUCUAUCCUGUCCAUGGUGCACACAGUCAUUGAUUUUAGGAAGAAACCAGAAUAUUGCCGCCACUGAGUGUAAACAUUCCGGGGCCGGUGUCAGGACGUCAUUCACGUUCCCAGGUUAAAUAUUAAUCUCAGCUCAGAUAUUUUAGCCCGAACAAAGGAGCCCUGAUCACCUUCUCCAGGACCUUCUCAGGAGGCGCAGUCACCUGGGCAUACUCCCUGCCAGGAAGACCUACCGGACCAGGGGGACGGUGACCCCCCGAGCUCCCCCUCCAACCUCAGCCGGGGACACCCUGCCAGGUUAAGCUGAUAUUUUAGACAUGGAACAUCUGCACUCUAUAGACUUUGAACAGUUAGCGGAAAUCGAACUUCAGAAGGAUGAGGAGGAGCUGGCACAGCUGGGUGAUGAUACAAUGGAUUCUCCGACCACAGAAGCGGAUGACGUCAGUAUAUGUCACCCAUAUUAUGACAUCGCCCGCCAUGGCAUCAUCCACGUCGCUGGUGAUGAUAACUCGGGGAGAAAAGUGAUCACGUUCAGUUGCUGCCGUCUCCCUCCCUGUCACGAGAUUGAUCACGUCCGACUCCUGGAAUAUCUGAAACACACCUUAGACCAGUACGUGGAGAAUGACUACACAGUCGUCUAUUUUCAUUAUGGUCUGAACAGUCGCAAUAAGCCUUCGCUGAGCUGGCUACAGAGCGCCUAUAAGGCCUUUGACCGAAAGUACAAGAAGAAUCUGAAGGCUUUGUAUGUGGUUCAUCCGACCAACUUCAUCAAGGUCUUGUGGAAGAUAUUCAAACCAGUCAUAAGUCACAAGUUCGGCAAGAAGGUUCAGUACAUGAAUCACCUGAGUGACCUUCGAGAGCAUCUGAGGUUCAACCGGUUGAUCAUCCCACAAGAAGUCUUACAACAUGAUGAAAAACUGUGCGUCCAACAGAAAGGAAGACCCCCACCUGUUAUCAAAGCCCCUCCACCUCGUCCUCCGCUCCCGACACAGCAGUUUGGCGUCUCUCUUCAAUAUCUAAAGAACAAAAACAAAGGUGAUCUGAUCCCGCCAGUGAUGGAGCAAACUAUUUCUUACUUGAAAACGAAAGGACUGCGGACAGAAGGACUCUUUCGAAGAUCCGUUUCUGCUCACAUCAUCACAGAAAUCCAGAAGCGAUAUAACCUCGGGAAGCCGGUGCAUUUCGAUGAAUAUGGAGAUGCGCACGUCCCCGCCAGUAUCCUGAAGACCUUUCUGCGGGAGCUUCCAGAACCACUGCUGACCUUCGGCUCUUACCGAAAUAUCCUUGAAAUCACCAGCGUGGAGAGCAUCUUGCGCGCCAACAGCUGUAAACAGAUCGUUCACCGGCUCCCAGAUCACAACUACGCCGUCCUCAAAUAUCUUAUUUGCUUCCUAAACUCGGUUUCUACAGAAAGCAUUUCCAACAAAAUGACGGCUUCCAACCUGGCCUGCGUAUUCGGCGUGAACCUAGUUUGGCCACAAGAGGGCACCACUUCCAUAAACGCUCUGGUCCCCGUCAACAUGUUUACAGAACUGAUGAUCGAAUUCUAUCCGAAAAUCUUCAACGCCAGAACAGUCCCCGGAGAGACUUUACCCUGAUCUGCGCCUUUAAGAAAGUUACACUUUUUCCAUCACGCUAGACGUCGAUAAAAUUUUAUUUUUCUUAAAAAGUUCAAAAAUUCAAAAUUUGCACUAAAAAAAGAAAAAAAGGUCACAGAAUUGAAGUUUGUUUGAUAUCCUGUUACAAAUUAUUUUAUAUUGAUAUUUUAUUUAAAGGAAAAGUAUAGCAAAUAUAUACGGCAAUGAUGAUUAUUAAUAUUUUUUUUACCCAGAUUUGCAUUACUUGCUCCUCCCCCUUUUUGUGUGCACUAGUUUGUAUACGUGAGGCCCGUGGUCCAUGUGAAGCAGGGCACAUUGGUUUGUAAUAUAUUUUAAUGUAUUUUUAAAAGUGCGUUCUACUGAAUAAAAACUUUGGU